Messenger RNA from Durio zibethinus, 4036 nucleotides. NCBI's taxonomy places the organism in Eukaryota, Viridiplantae, Streptophyta, Magnoliopsida, Malvales, Malvaceae. The record is from RefSeq and is a predicted model, not a curated record.
GCAACGCAGAAUCGAUAGAAAGGAAGAGAAAAAAAAAAAAGUUAACGCUUCCAAACAAGCCAACCAAAAUAGCCCUCUCUUCUCUCUUCCUUAAAGCCGCUAUUUUCUUCUUCUUAUUUCAUUGUGGUGUUUUGUUUUCCCUUGGUUUUUUUUGUUCUUAUCUUAUCAUCGCACAAUCUCGUCUUCACAGAUUCGUAAUCUUCUCGAUCCCUCACCCCCCAACUCAACUGUAAUUAUCGAUUCGAUAUUGGGUUGGGAAUUCGAUUGUUAAUAUUUUGUUGGAGAUUUGAUUAGGUGGCUUUGGCGAUCAUGAGUGACGAGGGAGAAAGGACCUGCCCCCUUUGCGCGGAGGAGAUGGAUUUGACUGAUCAGCAACUCAAGCCUUGCAAAUGUGGUUACGAGAUCUGUGUUUGGUGUUGGCAUCAGAUAAUGGAUAUGGCUGAGAAGGAUGAGACAGAGGGGAGGUGUCCAGCAUGUCGUAGUUCGUAUGAUAAAGAAAGGAUUGUAGGGAUGGCUGCUAAUUGUGAGAGGUUGGUUGCUGAAAUUAAUUUAGAGAGAAAAAUGAAGUCACAAAAGGCAAAGACUAAAUCAUCCGAAGGAAGGAAGCAACUGAGUAGUGUACGAGUUAUUCAAAGGAAUCUUGUUUACAUAGUUGGGUUGCCGCUUAAUCUUGCUGAUGAAGAUCUUCUCCAACGGCGAGAAUAUUUUGGUCAGUAUGGGAAAGUCCUAAAAGUAUCUAUGUCUCGGACUGCAGCUGGUGUUAUUCAGCAAUUUCCAAACAAUACAUGUAGUGUAUAUAUUACUUACUCAAGAGAAGAGGAAGCAAUUCGUUGUAUCCAGUCUGUACAUGGGUUUGUAUUGGAGGGUAGACCAUUAAAGGCAUGCUUUGGUACAACAAAGUAUUGUCAUGCAUGGCUGAGAAAUGUGGAAUUUUUUGGAGAGUUUCAGCCUUGCAGCAAUCCAGAUUGUCUAUAUUUGCAUGAGAUUGGUUCUCAAGAGGAUAGUUUCACAAAAGAUGAGAUUAUAUCAGCAUACACAAGGAGUAGGGUUCAACAAAUAACUGGUGCAACAAACAAUAUGCAAUGGCGUGCUGGGAAUAUGUUACCUCCUCCAGUGGAUGAUUAUUGCCCCAACAGUUCUGCUUCUGCAGCAAAACCCAUUGCAAAAAAUGCUUCAAAUAAUACAACAGCAAGCAUUCCUAAAGAUUCUUCCCCAAAUGGUAGCUCUGUUAGAUCAAUUGCUCUUCCUGCUGGAGCAUCAUGGGGAAUGCGUGCUUUAAACCAGCCGCAAUCGGCCAGUUUACCAUGUUCAAAUGGAACUUCUAAGCAGAAAUCCGAUUUAGUUAGCAGUACAUUACCAUUUUCAUCUGCAGUAACAAACACAAAUCAGGUUUGUACGUUACAUGAUGGUGUUAUAAAGAAGCCAUCUGAGGAGAUCCGAGCUAUGCAUAUGAAGUGUAAACCUGAUUUGUUAAAACCUUUAAAAGAUAAUGCUGGUUUUGAUGGUCAAACUACUGCACUAGAGAAACCUACUUCACCUGACAGGGUUUCUGGCUCUAAAUCAUCGAGCUGCCAUUUAUCUUGUCCGCCAGCAUCCAAUUAUAAUGACCAGGGCACUAAUAUACCAUCAACUGUUACAAGCUCCACCUUUGACCAUACUGGGCAGUCUUUUAUUUCCUCUAGUGAGAAAGCUGGGGGUAUUUCAUCUACUGUUGGGGAGAUACAGAGCUUGUGCUCUUAUAUGUCAACAUUGACCUUAGAUAGGAAUGUCUUGAAUGGACAUUCUGAUGUAGUUAGACCAAGCAGUUCUGCUUACCAUCAUGGAUCAAGCUGCUCUCCUACUAAUAAGGGGUUACAACAAUGUUACAUUGAGCACUAUCUAGAACCUUUAAGUUCACCAGCUGCUGGGAGAUCUGUGACAUCUCCGAAUGGGGUGUGUGUUUCCAAAGAGCAGUCUGAUUGGAGAACCGAUAUACAAACUCAAGUGGCGGCGAAUACAAGUUGUGAAGUUGAGGAAGACAUAUUGUCUUUUGAUAAUCAAAGACUCAAGGAUCCAGAAGUUAUUAGCCGUUCAAGUUAUGUGCCUAAUUCACCAAUUUCACUCCAUUUAUCUAAUCAUUCUAGGUCACAUUCUUUGCAACACAGUGAGAAUUUUGGGGCCGUUAAUUUGAAUGCUGAUACUCUUUUUGUAGAUAAUAAAGUUAGUGACAGUUUACGGCUAUAUGGAUCUAGUGUUUCUUCUUUAUCAAAUGGAUACCCUGAGAAGUACAUAAGCAGUAGUAUUGGUUCUGAUAUUACCACAGAAGGCUCGCUUCUGCUUUCAAAUGAAGGGAAAGGGAAACAGAUGGGAAGAUUACUUGGUAAUGCUGAGAGCAAUGCUGCUAAAGAUACAGGAGAGAGCAGCAUAAUUUCGAAUAUUUUGUCGCUAGAUUUUGAUACAUGGGAUGAGUCCCUAAGUUCACCUCAAAACUUGGCUAAAUUGUUGGGUGACACUGAUAAGCAGCCCAAUUCUCUCAAAUUAUCUGGUUCAUGGAAAGCACCGAAUAACAAUCAGUCCAGAUUCUCUUUUGCAAGACAGGAGGAUUCUAAAUAUCAUCCUUUUGAUGUUGAGUCCUCAUUUAGUGUUUUUGGGCAAAUACCACAGAACCGCCCUUUUAACCAAGAUUUUGGAGAAAACAGGGAUCGCUAUCUAAAUAAUUUUGGAAUUUCUACUAGUUUUUCUUCCAGUAACUUUGAGGAAUCAGACAAUUUUAAUGGCAGUCCUUCAGUUUUCUCUUCUAAUAAGCUUUCUGCAGUUUCAAGAGCUCAAAUUUCAGCUCCACCUGGAUUCUCUGUUUCUAGCAGGGCACCACCUCCUGGCUUUUCUUCUCAUGAGAGAGUAGACCAUGUUUUUGACGCAUCUGGAAAUCACUUAACAGACGCAUCAUCCCUGUUAAGAAAUUCUUAUCAGUGUCCUGCAAGUGGUGGUAUUGGCGGGCCUGUUGAUAUAGAAUUUAUGGAUCCAGCAAUUUUGGCAGUUGGUAAGGGUAGACUUCCGGGAGUGCACAACAAUUCAGGCUUUGACAUAAGAUCAAAUAUUCCUCGACAGUUAGGUCCCUAUGAAAAUGAGGCCAGAUAUCAAUUAUUGAUGCAGAAAUCUCUUUCUUCUCAUCAGAACCUAAGAUAUGAUGUUGGGGAUAGCUUUUCUUCUCUUAAUGACUCCUAUGGAAUUUCUUCUAGGCUGAUGGAUCAAUCACAAGUGAACGAUAUGUCUCCUUAUGCACAAUUGUGUCUCCAACAGUCAAGGAAUUCACAUAUGUCAAAUGGUCAUUGGGAUGGAUGGAAUGAGGUUCAGGGUGGAAACAGUCUUGGUGUGGCAGACAUACUCAGAAAUGAGAGACUGGGAUUUAACAAGUUUUAUUCCGGUUAUGAAGAUUCAAAGUACAGGAUGGGUGAUCUAUAUAACAGAACAUUUGGGAUGUGAUUGUUCCUGGAAUCGACUUGUUGAUUAUUGGCAAUGCUAUGCUAAGAAGUAGAAUGAUUUUGUGCAAUCUUGGUCGCACAUUGAGGAUGGAUUGUUGACUUGUAAUUGGUCUCCUUUGGCAGCCUCAUGCCGGAUCAAACUUCUGAUAACUUGGGCCAAAAAGGUGGUGUCUGCAAUCGAGCAGGUGAAAUGAGCUUCUGCUAUUUCUGAUAUAAUUGAUUGCACUGCAGAGUGCUGUAUAUGAUCUAACUGACUGGCAGGUUGAUCCUCUUCUGAUGCUGAAUGUGGUUGCUCUUGCGCUCUGAGAACUAAAUAGAUUGGAACCCAUUUCUGCCUUUUUUUUUUUUUACCUGUUAUUUGGAUGGGGGAUGCUGUACUUCUACAGCCCGUUGACAUGUUUAGAUAUUAAUGAAUUUGAUUAAAUAGUCAGUAUUAUGUGUUUCAUAGAUGGAUUUACAAUGGUGGCAGCAGGCCCCCCAUUUAAAUCCCUCAUCUUUUUUGGUAGUGUUGUGUAACUACAAAAAGGCUAGUCUAAGGAAAAGUAUUUUGCUCCCAAGUGGAAUCUCGCUCUAAA